UAUCCCAACACCUCGCUCCUUCCUCUAUAAAUGGCACCUCUGCCUUUCCGACCCUUCUCCCUUCCCUUCAUGUGGCCGUUCUCUGCUCCGCCUCUUCCUCCGCGGUUCCACGCGCUCGCCUCUCUCCGCCGCCUCACCGCUCUUGAUUCACACCGAAAGCUCUCGUGAUUGGAUAUUCUAUGGCUUCGACGAAUCUGUAUCUGAAAGAGUCGAGAACUUCGUAUUUCCUCGUGAUCUGUUUCCUCUUGGUCUUCAUCUGAUCUCCGUGCCGGUUCGAGUCCUCCGUCGUGCCAAGUUCAAAUAGUUAGGGCCUUUGAUCGAAGAUGCCGUGCGUGAAGCCAGAUCCGGCGGAUAUAGAUGCGGAGCCAUUCGUCGAGAUCGAUCCCACGGGGCGGUACGGGCGGUACGACGAUCUCUUGGGCGCCGGCGCCGUGAAGCGGGUGUACCGAGGGUUCGACCAGGAGGAGGGGAUCGAGGUGGCGUGGAACCAGGUCCGGCUGAGGAGCUUCAGCGACGACCGGCCGAUGCUGGACCGGCUGUUCGCAGAGGUGCGGCUGUUGAAGACGCUGCGCCACGAGAACAUCAUCGCGCUCUACAACGUGUGGACGGACGACGAUGGCAGCACGCUCAAUUUCAUCACCGAGGUCUGCACCUCCGGCAACCUCCGGGUGUACCGGAAGCGGCACCGCCACGUCUCGCUCAAGGCCCUGAAGAAGUGGUCUCGCCAGAUACUGAUGGGCCUCGAGUACCUCCACACCCACGAUCCCUGCAUCAUCCACCGCGACCUCAACUGCUCCAACGUCUUCAUCAAUGGCAACAUCGGCCAGGUAAAGAUAGGGGAUCUGGGGCUAGCAGCGAUCGUGGGGAAGAGCCAUGCAGCCCACUCGAUACUGGGGACACCGGAGUUCAUGGCACCGGAGCUAUACGAGGAGGAGUACACAGAGCAGGUGGACAUAUACUCGUUCGGCAUGUGCGUGCUGGAGAUGGUGACGCUCGAGAUCCCCUACAGCGAGUGCGACAGCGUGGCCAAGAUCUACCGGAAGGUGACGGCCGGGGUGAGGCCGGCGGCCAUGGCCAAGGUCAAGGACCCCGAGGUCAGGGCCUUCAUCGAGCGCUGCCUCGCGAGGCCCCGGGCUCGGCCCUCCGCCUCCGAGCUCCUCACGGACCCCUUCUUUCACGGCAUCGACGACGAUGGCUCUGCACCCCAUCCACCUCUGGCUCGGCCUCCUUCUGCGGCCACUGCCACCGAUCCCCGCAACAGGGCGCCGGUUCCUGCCUCACCCGACGCCGGCAGUGCCGCAAUCUCUCGCCUCCGGAUUGAUUGAAUCGGUAAAUGGUCAAGUGUACAUCGCAAUAUAUUCUUGGCAUCGCACCUCCUUUGUUAGAUUUCUGUUAAUGUUUCCCAGCCAAAUAUGAUGUUUGGAUUUGUAACUUCCAUAGACAUUUCAUCUUUGCUUUCGGUU
Messenger RNA from Musa acuminata AAA Group (dessert banana), 1463 nucleotides. RefSeq names its product probable serine/threonine-protein kinase WNK11. The transcript is spliced from 4 exons. Gene Ontology annotation, cellular component: cytoplasm. The coding region runs from base 324 to 1325 and encodes 333 amino acids. Gene Ontology annotation, biological process: protein phosphorylation; intracellular signal transduction. Gene Ontology annotation, molecular function: ATP binding; protein serine/threonine kinase activity. Lineage: Eukaryota; Viridiplantae; Streptophyta; Magnoliopsida; Zingiberales; Musaceae. The record is from RefSeq and is a predicted model, not a curated record.